CAAAAUCACUUUUUACAGUUUUUAUCAAGCAACUAAUCAAUUGUAUUCAACGUUGUCCUUCACAUCUAUUUUUGUAUGUAUACGUUCAUGUACAUGGUAUCGGUCAUCACAUGAAGCUCCGCCAGCUCUGUAGAUCUUCCAUUCUCUCGUUUUUUCUGAGGCGACCCGUCUUGCUUUUGUACAUGCCCUUUUGAUUGAACAUGGGUUGAUGCUUAUUCGAAUCAUAUACUCGACAUGCCCGGAGCAGCCAAGAAAGAAGCUCGCAAGAAAUUGCUUAGAGAAGAUGAUGAAAGAACUUUAGAAAGCAUGAAACGGGAAUUAAAACAGCCGAAGAAGGAUCCCUCGUCAUUGUCUAAGAGAAAAGUUAGUAACUGCUUACAUGAAGGCAAUGGGAAUUUGAGAUUGAAAAAGAAGAUAGUCAAGAAAGCCAUUGCUUGUAAGACCAAAACCUCCAAGAAGCAGCCAUCUUUGAGUGGUCUAAAAGAUAAACUUACAGCAAUUAGCGCAAAGGAGAGUGAAAAGACAGAUGAUAGAGAUGUAAACCCUCGACAUUUAAAGAGAAGGAGAAGGAGAAAGAAGAGGAAAAACAAUGUCGAGCUUGACGAAGCAUGCCGGUUACAAAGGAGGACGAGAUACCUAUUAAUAAAAAUGAAGCUGGAGCAGAAUCUAAUUGAUGCUUAUUCUGCAGAAGGUUGGAAAGGUCAGAGCCGAGAAAAGAUUAAACCAGAAAAGGAACUGCAGAGAGCCAAAAAGCAGAUCCUGAAGUGCAAACUGGGGAUACGUGAAGCCAUUCGCCAAUUGGAUUUGCUUAGUUCUGAAGGACGAAUCAACGAUUCAGUCGUUGCUCCUGAUGGAGCUGUACACCAUGAACAUAUAGUCUGUGCCAAAUGUAAGUUGCAAGAAACUCUCCCCGAUAAUGAUAUCAUACUUUGUGAUGGGACAUGCAACUGUGCUUUUCACCAAAAGUGUCUUGAUCCUCCAUUGUCAACAGAAAAUAUUCCCCCAGGAGAUGAAGGGUGGUUUUGCAAAUUUUGUAAGAAGAAAAUGGAAAUAUUAGAAGCAACGAAUGCUCACAUUGGGACCCAUUUUCCCAUGGACAGUAAUUGGCAGGAUGUUUUCAAGGAAGAAGCUGUCUUACCCGAUGAUGGAAAUUCCACCUUGUGCCCAGAAGAAGAAUGGCCAUCCGAUGAUUCUGAAGAUGAUGACUAUGAUCCAGACAGAAUUGAACAAAGUCGCGGUGAAAGUGUAUCUGGGUCAGAGUCUGAAGCUUCUGACUAUAGUUCCAGCUUACUAUUGUCACUUGAGGAUGAACCACUUCUUGCAUCUGGAAGAGAAAGCAAUAGAUCUUAUGAUAAUUCUCUCGAGUUAAUUGGAGUGGAUUCUGAUGAAAUCAACAAUGGUGAAGUUGUAUGCCGUCCCAGACAGCGAGCAGCUGUUGACUAUAUUAAGUUAUACGACGAAAUGUUUGGAAAGAAUGCUGCUGAAAGUGAACAAAUUAGUGACGACGAGGACUGGGGUCCCACGAAAAGGAAGCGGAAAGGAAAGGAGAAUGAUGCUGCCAGCACUCUUAUGACUCUUGGUGAAACUGAUAAAAUAAAUCCAGAGGAAAUGCCAUCAGAGUUGAAGGAGAAACAAUUGAUCAACAAGAUUAAAAGACCGAUUUUCAGACUACCACAUAAUGCUGUUGAGAAGCUUCGCCUUGUUUUUUCUGAGAAUGAACUUCCAGCAAGGGCUUUAAGAGUGAGCCUUUCGAAGCAGCUAGGCCUAGAAUUCGAGAAGGUCAACAAAUGGUUCAAGAAUGCACGCUACCUAGCAUUGAAAGCAAGGAAGCAAGCAGAAAAAGCACAAGUGUCUCAGGAUGUUGGUCCCAGUAUUCAAAAGGAAUCCUUCUCAGAAACUACGAAGGAUGGCCAUCCUGAUCAGAUGGCAUUGGAGAACCCUAAGAGUUCAAAAGAGUUGGUGAGAAGAAGGAAAGCGCACUUGCUGACCAGUUCAUUUAAGAUAAAGCAGCGAAGGAAACCAUUGUUACAGACAGCAGAAAGUAACCAGGUGCUGACGACAAGUAGGGAUCUUGGUGAUGAUGUGAGCCUAAAGCAUUUACGAGAGGAAGCAAAGGAAGCUAAGAAGAAAUUGAAUUGCAAGAGCAGAGGUGGUAUGACGGAAGCAGAAACUGAGAUGGAAAGGCUCUGUCGAAUCAAGAACAGAGUAGAGGAACUGCAGCAAGUUCUACUUCAACUUCCAAGCUGGAGAUUUGGUAAAACCAGUGCAACCAACUCAAGUGACGUAUCUGUUAUCUAUGUACCUGUAGCCGAACUAAGGGAGAAAAGGUGACUAAUUUUUCUCAUCUUUUUCCUUGAAACAUGAUUUUGCGUUCUUCUUUUACUAAAUUUACGCUUUUGUUUCUUGCAAUUAGAGAAACAAAGCCCUUUUUGGUUAAUAGAUAGUAUGUCAAGACCUUCAAGUUUUGAUGUGGUUGUGAAUAGUUGUGUAGCACCAUGUAUUAUUAAAUGAAGAUUAGUUAAUGAUGAGUUUAUGUUUGCAGAUGAAAUAAACACGAGUUACUACUAUAAGCUUG
Molecule: messenger RNA, 2575 nt
Organism: Sesamum indicum (sesame)
Lineage: Eukaryota; Viridiplantae; Streptophyta; Magnoliopsida; Lamiales; Pedaliaceae
Gene: PRHA
Product: pathogenesis related homeodomain protein A
Biological process (GO): negative regulation of gene expression, epigenetic
Cellular component (GO): nucleus
Molecular function (GO): DNA binding; chromatin binding
Source: RefSeq, a predicted model, not a curated record